Messenger RNA from Fulmarus glacialis (Northern fulmar), 3255 nucleotides. It is a transcript of the gene SPECC1L, whose product is annotated as sperm antigen with calponin homology and coiled-coil domains 1-like. The transcript has 13 exons. Gene Ontology annotation, molecular function: protein binding. The coding region runs from base 31 to 3255 and encodes 1074 amino acids. NCBI's taxonomy places the organism in Eukaryota, Metazoa, Chordata, Aves, Procellariiformes, Procellariidae. The record is from RefSeq and is a predicted model, not a curated record. Gene Ontology annotation, biological process: actin cytoskeleton organization. Gene Ontology annotation, cellular component: filamentous actin; microtubule organizing center.
UGUAAAUGCAUCAUAAACAGACAGCCCAGAAUGAAGAAAGCAAGCAGGAGUGUUGGCUCGGUGCCCAAAGUGCCUGGAGUAAAUAAAACUCAAACAACUGAAAAAGCCAAACCAGAAAACGGCUCCUCAGUGUCUGCAGUAACAAAACUCCCCAAAACCGGGACAUCAGCAUCUCUUUUGAAGACUAAGAGUAAUGAUGACCUCUUAGCAGGGAUGGCUGGUGGCGGUGGAGUGACAAUGACCAAUGGCGUCAAGGCAAAGAAGAACACUUGUGUAUCAACAGCAUCUUCAGCUUCAGGGACGACCAUGAACAGUCUGGAAAAUAAACCCAAAACUAUUACAGGUACAAGUUCUACAACUAAGCGUAGCACUUCAUCUGGAAAUAAAGAGUCAAGUUCUUCUAGAGAAAGAAUACGCGAUCGUUCUCGUUUAAGCCAGAGCAAAAAGCUACCUUUGACUGGACAGGGGACCAAUGAUACGGUACUGGCAAAACGCUCCCGUAGUCGCACCAAUCCAGAAUCAGAUAUUCGAAUGAGCAAGUCCAAAUCGGACAAUCAAAUCAGUGACAAAGCUGCAUUGGAAGCAAAGGUGAAUGAUCUUUUGACAUUAGCAAAAACUAAAGAUGUGGAAAUCUUGCAUCUGAGGAAUGAACUAAGGGAUAUGCGUGCUCAGCUAGGACUUAACGAAGAUCAACUUGAAGGUGAUGAAAAAUCUGAAGAAAAAGAGGCCAUUGUUGUCCAUCAGCCAACUGAUGUAGAGUCUACGUUGCUACAGUUACAGGAACAAAACACUGCCAUCCGAGAAGAGCUGAACCAGCUGAAGAAUGAGAAUCGAAUGUUAAAAGACAGGCUAAAUGCAUUAGGCUUUUCUUUGGAACAAAGGCUGGACAACUCUGAAAAACUCUUUGGCUAUCAGUCUUUGAGUCCAGAGAUUGCAGCUGGCAACCACAGUGAUGGUGGUGGUACUUUGACAUCUUCAGUGGAAGGUUCUGCUCCUGGAUCAAUGGAAGACUUGUUAAGUCAGGAUGAAAACACUUUGAUGGACAACCAACAUAGUAAUUCCAUGGAUAAUUUAGACAGUGAGUGCAGUGAAGUUUAUCAGCCACUGACAUCAAGCGAUGAUGCCUUAGAUGCUCCAUCGUCUUCUGAGUCUGAAGGCGUACCAAGUAUAGAAAGAUCUAGGAAAGGAAGCAGUGGCAAUGCAAGUGAAGUGUCUGUAGCCUGUCUGACAGAACGGAUACAUCAGAUGGAAGAGAAUCAACACAGUACAGCUGAAGAGCUCCAAGCCACACUUCAAGAGCUUGCAGAUUUGCAACAAAUAACACAAGAGCUAAACAGUGAGAAUGAAAGACUUGGAGAGGAAAAAGUAAUCCUUAUGGAAUCUUUGUGCCAGCAAAGUGACAAAUUAGAACACUUCAGCCGUCAGAUCGAGUAUUUUCGAUCCCUUUUAGAUGAACACCAUAUUUCAUAUGUAAUUGAUGAGGAUAUGAAAAGUGGUCGCUACAUGGAGUUAGAGCAACGUUAUAUGGACCUUGCAGAGAACGCUCGGUUUGAGCGAGAGCAGCUGUUAGGUGUUCAGCAGCACUUGAGCAACACUUUGAAGAUGGCAGAACAAGACAACAAAGAGGCCCAAGAAAUGAUAGGGGCAUUAAAAGAACGAAAUCAUCACAUGGAACGGAUUAUUGAGUCAGAGCAGAAAAGCAAAACUGCGAUAGCAUCUACCUUAGAGGAGUACAAAGCCACAGUAGCCAGUGACCAGAUUGAGAUGAACAGGCUGAAAGCUCAGUUAGAGCAUGAAAAGCAGAAAGUGGCUGAGUUGUAUUCGAUACACAACUCUGGAGAUAAAUCAGAUAUACAAGAUUUGCUGGAGAGUGUCAGGCUGGAUAAAGAAAAAGCAGAGGCAUUGGCCAGUAGUCUGCAAGAAGAGCUGGCACACACUCGCAAUGAUGCCAAUCGAUUGCAAGAUGCCAUUGCUAAGGUUGAAGAUGAAUACAGAGUGUUCCAAGAAGAAGCCAAGAAACAAAUUGAGGAUCUCAAUGUGACUCUAGAAAAACUUCGGACAGAACUAGAUGAAAAAGAGACUGAGAGAAGUGACAUGAAAGAAACUAUAUUUGAGUUGGAGGACGAAGUAGAGCAGCAUCGUGCUGUGAAGCUUCAUGACAAUCUCAUCAUAUCUGAUUUGGAGAAUACAGUUAAAAAACUUCAGGACCAAAAGCAUGACAUGGAAAGGGAGAUAAAGAAUCUUCACAGGAGACUCCGGGAGGAGUCAGCAGAAUGGCGUCAGUUCCAAGCUGAUCUACAGACUGCAGUGGUUAUAGCAAAUGAUAUAAAAUCUGAGGCCCAGGAAGAGAUAGGAGACCUGAAGCGUAGAUUACAUGAAGCUCAGGAGAAAAAUGAGAAGCUCACUAAAGAGUUGGAGGAAAUAAAGUCACGCAAGCAGGAAGAGGAACGUGGUCGAGUGUACAAUUACAUGAAUGCUGUAGAGAGAGAUUUGGCAGCUCUGAGACAAGGAAUGGGCCUGAGUCGCAGAUCAUCCACCUCCUCAGAGCCAACUCCUACUGUAAAAACACUCAUCAAGUCAUUUGACAGUGCUUCCCAAGUUCCAAGCCCUGCUGCUGCAACAAUUCCUCGCACUCCCCUGAGCCCAAGUCCCAUGAAAACUCCCCCGGCUGCUGCUGUAUCCCCUAUGCAGAGGCAUUCUAUAAGUGGACCAAUCUCAGCUUCAAAACCCCUUGCUACACUGACAGACAAAAGACCAAGCUAUGCCGAAAUCCCUGUUCAAGAACAUUUGUUGAGAACAUCUUCUACGAGCAGGCCAGCGUCUUUGCCAAGAGUACCUGCUAUGGAAAGUGCCAAAUCUAUUUCUGUCUCUCGAAGAAGUAGUGAAGAAAUAAAACGGGAUAUCAGUGCACCUGAUGGAGCAUCUCCAGCAUCUCUCAUGGCAAUGGGUACCACCUCACCACAGCUGUCACUCUCAUCUUCUCCUACGGCAUCAGUCACCCCUACAACCAGAAGUCGAAUAAGGGAAGAGAGGAAAGAUCCCUUGUCUGCCCUAGCAAGAGAAUAUGGAGGAUCCAAGAGAAAUGCCUUGCUGAAGUGGUGCCAGAAAAAAACAGAAGGAUAUCAGAAUAUCGACAUAACAAACUUCAGCAGUAGCUGGAAUGAUGGCUUGGCUUUCUGUGCAGUCCUCCAUACUUACCUCCCAGCCCAUAUUCCUUAUCAAGAACUAAACAGCCAGGAUAAGGUACGACAUUAA